Habropoda laboriosa is the source of this 447-nucleotide messenger RNA. RefSeq names its product U6 snRNA-associated Sm-like protein LSm7 (gene LSm7). Gene Ontology annotation, molecular function: RNA binding. The record is from RefSeq and is a predicted model, not a curated record. Gene Ontology annotation, biological process: nuclear-transcribed mRNA catabolic process; mRNA splicing, via spliceosome. The coding region runs from base 76 to 354 and encodes 92 amino acids. The transcript is spliced from 5 exons. Gene Ontology annotation, cellular component: U2-type prespliceosome; catalytic step 2 spliceosome; U6 snRNP. Lineage: Eukaryota; Metazoa; Arthropoda; Insecta; Hymenoptera; Apidae.
UGACGAUUUAAAAUGUGCCGUACUCAUGCACUAGUACGGUAGCGUAACAUUCUUGGUUUAUGAAAAAAGCAAACAAUGUCUGCGACAAAACAGCAACAGAAUGCUCACGGAGAGCCGAAAGAAAGGAAGAAGAAAGAAAGUAUUCUUGACCUCUCAAAAUAUUUAGAGAAAAAUAUUAGAUUGGUACUUGAUAAUACUACAGAAUACUUGAGAGAUCCUGAUGAUCCAUAUAAAUUGAAUCAAGAUACUCGUAUGCUAGGCUUGGUUGUAUGUAGAGGUACAUCCGUGGUACUUAUUUGUCCAGUAGAUGGAAUGGAAUCCAUUCAAAACCCUUUUAUACAGCAAGAGGGUUAAGCGAAUUCGUUUUUUCUUUGUUACUGAUUUGGAUGAAUGAAAAGAAAUUUAAUUUUGUGACACUUGGUUUGGACAUUUAACUUGGUUGGAUGA